AUGGCUUCCGCAAAUCAGCCACAAGCACAGAAUGAUCCUGCCAACAAGACGGCGGUGGCUGACGAGCCUGGUCAACCACCAAAUCUGACCACAGCAUCGCUGGCCGCUCAAGCGCCUGCUUCUACGGGGGCGGUCGAGCAAAGAAUCACACCAUUCGAGGUCUCUGGCGGUGUUGACGCCUUUGGAAAAUUAUUGCCGGUCGAUUAUGCGAAACUCACUCGCGAUUUCGGUGCUUCACCGAUAACCCCAGAACUACUCGCGCGCUUUGAACGUGUCACCGGUCGGAAGCCUCAUCGAUUCAUGCGUCGCGGCAUAGUACUGUCUCAUCGCGAGCUCGAUGUGAUCCUUACUCGGUACGAAAAAGGGGAACCAUUCUACCUGUACACGGGCCGUGGACCAUCCUCGGACUCGAUGCACGUUGGACAUGCUGUUCCCUUCGAGUUCACCAAAUAUCUCCAAGAGGUCUUCGACUGCCCGCUUGUCAUACAGCUCACGGACGAUGAGAAGUUCAUGCACAACAGGAAGAUCACUCUCGAGGACUGUGAUCGCUACACGCGGGAGAAUGCCAAAGACAUUAUUGGUCUCGGAUUCGACCAGUCGAAAACGUUCAUCUUCAAUGACCGUCGGUACAUUAGCUCCACGCUAGCUUUCUACGACAAUGUUAUCAGGAUGGCUGAACACAUCACCGUGGCCCAGAUCGAAGGCACCUUCGGCUUCAACCGGAGUAACAACAUUGGCGAAUACUUUUUCUGCGCCAUACAAUCCGCUCCUUCUUUUGCCACAUCUUUCCCCCAUAUUUUUGGCAAUGACAAGAACGUGAAGUCGAUCCCCUGCUUGAUCCCUUGUGCUAUCGAUCAGGAUCCAUAUUUCCGCCAGACACGAGACAACGCCGCGAAGUUGAAUUUCAAGAAGCCGUCCCUGAUUCAUUCAAUCUUCUUGCCCGCACUACAAGGACCAGGUUCCAAAAUGUCGGCCUCGAUUGAUACCUCGGCCAUCUUCUUGACUGACACGCCCGCUCAAAUCAAAAAGAAGAUCAACAAGUAUGCUUUCUCCGGAGGGCAGGAAACUGUGGAGAAGCACCGAGAACUGGGUGGUCGUGCUCUUGACGACGUGCCAUUUCAAUACCUUACGUUCUUCAUGGAAGACGAUGAGGAACUGGAGCGGCUUCGGCAGGGCUAUGAAAAAGGUGAAAUCCUGACGGGCGAGAUGAAAGCGAUCUGUAUCAAGCAUCUGCAGGAGUAUGUGGCAGCAUUCCAGGAACGCAGAAAAACAGUCACGGAGGAGGUCAAGGAGGUUUUCAUGGAAAAGCGACCACUGAAGUUCAGGGCAGCUCCAGGAGCUCCGGUGGCCGAUGGAAAAACUCAGGACGCGGUACUGGAGAAGGAGAAGAGUGGCCAUUCAAAGAAGAUGAGUUUGGGUGGGGGCACUGUCAAUGUGAAGCAGGAAAUGGCUGUAGACAAAGACGCCACCGGAGAGGUAGGGGAGAGGCUGAAAAGAAUGAGCGUUAGCAAGGCGUCGUAG
Molecule: messenger RNA, 1521 nt
Organism: Cyphellophora europaea CBS 101466
Lineage: Eukaryota; Fungi; Ascomycota; Eurotiomycetes; Chaetothyriales; Cyphellophoraceae
Product: tryptophan-tRNA ligase
Exons: 1
Coding region: 1-1521 (506 amino acids)
Biological process (GO): tryptophanyl-tRNA aminoacylation
Cellular component (GO): cytoplasm
Molecular function (GO): tryptophan-tRNA ligase activity; ATP binding
Source: RefSeq, a predicted model, not a curated record